Molecule: messenger RNA, 2958 nt
Organism: Heterostelium album PN500
Lineage: Eukaryota; Evosea; Eumycetozoa; Acytosteliales; Acytosteliaceae
Exons: 3
Coding region: 1-2958 (985 amino acids)
Biological process (GO): chromatin remodeling
Cellular component (GO): nucleus; chromatin
Molecular function (GO): ATP-dependent chromatin remodeler activity; histone binding; ATP hydrolysis activity
Source: RefSeq, a predicted model, not a curated record
AUGGAAGACCACUUUUAUUAUUCUCAACAACAACCAACUAUACAUUCCAUUCCAUUCCAACAUCCACAUGAUUUAUACGAUAAUAAUGUGACUAGCCAUGCCACAUGCGAACAAAACUCAAAUUGUUGCCAAUCCAGUAGCAAUUAUACACCUCAACAACAACAUCAACAACAAACCGACGACAGCAUCGAUGAAUACCUCUCGAAUUCCGAUGAUGACCAAAUCGAUGACAUCCAAUCUUCCAAUGAGUUGUCGGCAACUCCACCACAACGAUCCAUCGUUUGCAACUCACCGCCACCAACAUCAACAACAACUGCCUAUCAAUACCAACAACAACCACAAUCACAACUACACCAUCAAACUCAUCAAAUUCAUCAACAACAACAUCAUAUUCCAUAUAUUGUUAUUCAACCAAGUUCAAGCUCAUCGUCGUCACCCAUCCACACACCACACUCACCUCACUACAUGCAUUCGCCACACCAUCAACAACAACACCACCACCUGACUUCGCCACCGCAAGCCGUCGUCCAUCCCUAUGGUGCACCAGCCUACUAUUUGCACACGGCAAACGUCUCGACCUACACCAAUGGAAACGCCGCCUCCGAUAUUGAAAUCAGUCCAAGGUUGCCAAAUACUCCGACCACCCACUACUCGUAUGGCGCCGCCACACCUACACUGACCCAAUAUCACCUCUAUCCAUCGGCUCUAAUUCAACAACAACAACAACACCAUUUCCACCAGGUUGUCUAUCCUUCAUCACCCCUAGACUACCAAACAGCUGCUGUUGCUAAUGUCACUCCCACAACACUCGCCAACAACAGCUCACCACCAUCCACACCAUCCACUCCAUCAACACCAUGUCAUUUUCUCAACAACAAUGAACCUUCAUCGUUGGACAAUCCACCAGUAUCAUCACCACCAACAACAUCAACAUCAACCUCAACAACAACAAUCAACAACUCUGACAAGACCACCACCACCACCAACAAAACAACCAACAAAUCCAAGAAGCGUUCUCGUGCCCCUGAGAAACCUGUUGUUCCUUCCACUCCAAUUACCAUUGACAGUAAAAUACAAGAGGAAAUCAACAGCUUCUUCACCAAUUAUAAUAAUAAUGUAACACUAAACAACAAGGAGAAUUCUCCAACGUCACCCGUUUCAAUUCCACUGUUGAUCUCAAUGUCAGAGACUCAAAAGAAUCUCUACAGGGAUCUCUUAAAAAACAAUAUUCCAAAGAUCUCACACAACCAGAACGAAAAUGAAAAGAUUAGUUUCCUACAUGGCCUCUAUUUGAUGCUAAUGAAGUGUGCUAAUCACCCAUACCAAUUCGGUGGUGUUGAACCACCCAAGAACACCGCCACCGCCAACAGCAAUGACGAUCAUCUCAUUCUAUGUUCUGGUAAACUCAUGGUGCUUGACAAACUACUCGAAGCCAUGUCACAAUCGUCAUCUGCUAAACCGACCCGUUUAUUCAUUCUAUCAUCUUCACAACCAAUGUUAAAGAUAUUAGAAGAUUAUUUUAAUUUAAAGUAUCCUGGUACAAAUAAUGAUUUGGAAGAUGAAAAUAAUCAGACCCAAAUUAUUCUAUCAACUUUCCUAGAGUCAUCGAUUUACAGUCCAUUUAAGCACGAUGAUCUGGUAGUUGAGUUUGACCACUAUUGGCAAUCGGAAUCCACAGAGAAUACUGAGCUUUCAGAUUCAUCUCUUCCAUCGUGUGGAUCGGCCAAUGACCAUCGUUCCAUCUGUCCUUCUUUUGUAUUGUUGGCUGUCGAUUCCGUUGAGGAAUGGGCAUAUCAACAAUUCAAAAAUAAAUCAACUUUAUCAUCAUCGUCAUCCUCACAAUCGAAUACAGUUAUCUCUAAAAAAGAUAAUAUGAUUGAAAUGAUGAAGUUUUGUAUUGUAAAGAUGUCCGCUGCUGCCGCUGCCGCUACUAAUAGUAGUAGCAGCAGUACAUCAAAUGCCAAGGCACCAAGCACACCAGUAACAGCAACAACCACAACAGCUGUUGCCUCACCAGUUCCCUCCACUCCACCAGCCAGUGAAUUGAAUACACCCAUCUUGACAUCGCCAUCGACCUCGUCUUCUUCAUUGUCCUCAUCGAUUGGCGAUGCACCAGGUAUUCUCUCACUCUACUCACAGAUCCACAAAGACAACAACCAAGAUCUCUGGAAAACAAAUUCCAAGACCAACACACCAUUCAACUUUACAUUUGUUUCCUCGGAACACAACGUUGUCGAUCCAAAAACUGAAUUUCAAACAGACAAGAAACGUAGAAAUCCAAAAAGACAAAAGAAUCUUUGUGACAGAUCAUGUUUCCUUUGUAAGAAAGAAGAAGAUCCAAAAGGAAGAACUUCAAUCGUACAAUGCAGAUCGUGUCCAAAGAUCUAUCAUAGAUCGUGCGCAGGACUUGCCCACACCCCAAGAAGUUGGAAGUGUCCACGCCACUCCUGUCACAGCUGCAGAAAGACACCGAAUGAAUCGGGUGGAUCUUUUUUCAUUUGCAAGGAGUGUCCUUCGUCCUAUUGCAUCACCUGUCUUCCCAAUGACAUUACCAUCCUCCAAAAGCAUGAAUACAGCGAAUCCAAACACGACAAUGAAAUGCCAAUUCAAGAUUCAAACGCCGGCGAUGAAGUUGUACCAACAACAACCACCAACAAUAACAAUAACAAUAACAAUAGCAAUAGCAAUAACAAGAAACCAAAAACACCACGUCCAACUGUUUACAUUCAAUGUGGUAAAUGUACCAGAAAAAUUGCUGCCAGUAACAACAACAAUAUUGCUCUCAACUCAUCAACUUCAUCACCAUCACUCAUCAACAAACACAACACUGCAGCCAAAAUCAGUGUUUGUGAUUCAUCCAAUUCCUCACCAGAGUUGAUCAACUCGCCAAAUCAACAAAAAGAUCCAGAUACACCAUCACUCUACCUAUCAGAUCCAGAGUCUAUUUCACCAAGAUAA